This is a messenger RNA of Seminavis robusta, 585 nucleotides long. Lineage: Eukaryota; Bacillariophyta; Bacillariophyceae; Naviculales; Naviculaceae. The record is from the annotation of a GenBank genome assembly.
AUGUCGUCGUCGUCGUCUUCUAUGUAUACCAAUGCUGCUGCCGAGGACGGCACUGGCAGUAGUAGUGAUGAUGAUGAAGAGCAACCAGACGAAGAUCCCGCCUUUGCUUGGUGGCACAAGGACGACCAAGGGCGUCAUUCUCUGGUGCAAGAAGGAAUGGACUACGUGCUUCAUCACAUGCAAGCACAGUCCGUACCGUAUCAAGCCAUUUUGGGAUUCUCACAGGGCGGUGUCAUGGCCACUGCGGUAGCCUGUACGGGCAAGAUACCCUCCCUACGAGCCGUGGUCACGGCGGGAUCACCCAUGGUACCAGAAGCAUUCGAGAUGGCCCAACAAUUUAAAAAAGAGGCCAACAAUGCUGAUGACAAUCACGACAGUAUUAUUCCAACAUUGGUGGUGGUCCCCAAGCUCCAUCUCGCGGGAGAAACCGAUGCCAUGAUACCGGUAGAAUCGACAAGACAGCUGUGUGAACAGGGAGGAAAUGGUCAACUCAUUGUCCAUGAUCAAGGACACUUGUUCCCUACAAGGGCUGCAAGAGUACAAGAAGUACUCGACUUUUUAGAACAACAUGUCCUGCAGUGCUAG